Molecule: messenger RNA, 3429 nt
Organism: Anneissia japonica
Lineage: Eukaryota; Metazoa; Echinodermata; Crinoidea; Comatulida; Comatulidae
Product: cytochrome P450 2U1-like
Exons: 4
Coding region: 110-1594 (494 amino acids)
Biological process (GO): xenobiotic metabolic process
Cellular component (GO): cytoplasm; intracellular membrane-bounded organelle
Molecular function (GO): iron ion binding; oxidoreductase activity, acting on paired donors, with incorporation or reduction of molecular oxygen, reduced flavin or flavoprotein as one donor, and incorporation of one atom of oxygen; heme binding
Source: RefSeq, a predicted model, not a curated record
AUAAUCUGUACUCUUGACGAAAGGUAUUUUAUUUGCUAAGCCUGGUCAUUCAGAUCAAGUAUAUAGGCUGAGCGCGAUUGUUUGAUUGAAUCACUGAUUUAAGUUCAAAAUGGAUUCUUUAAAUUUCGUGGGUAGCGUUGGUAACUAUAGUACACUAAUUAUCUUUGUAAUCGUUUUCUUGUUAUUGUUUUUAAGACAGCGAAGCAUUGAUUUGUUUCCUCCCGGUCCGCCUCCGUUACCUGUGGUCGGUAACCUGUUUUCGUACGGUGAAAUUCCUUUCCAAGCAAUAUCAAAAUGGGCAGAGAAAUAUGGAAAAAUAUUUACUUUAUACCACGGACCAUUCCGGAAGUCAAUAUGGAUAAACGAUUUGGCACUGGCUAAGGAGCUAUUCAUUGGGAAGUCUGAAAUAUUCUCCGAAAGAAAAAUGGUUCCAUUUUUAGCCCAUACAAGUGGUGUUGAAGGAAGUGUUGUAUGGGAAAAUGGGCCAGCAUGGAAAACAAGAAGAAAAUGGAUGAUGAGUGCUUUACGGCAUUUUGGAAUGGGUAAGAGAAGUAUAGAAACUAAAUUGAACGUCGAAGCUGACAUGCUGUGCCACGAAGCCGCCAAGUACCAGUCGCAGCCGUUUAAUCCUCAGCACAUAAUCAACUGCUCUGUCGCAAAUGUUAUUUGCUCAUUGUGCUUUGGCGAACGUUAUGAUUAUUCUGAUCCGGAAUUUGUGAGUUUGUUAGAUAACCUGAUGAAGUAUUUUAGACAAACUAAUUUACAGAACAUUGAAACACAUAUGCCAUUCUUAAUUGAUUUGCCAAUGUUUCGUUACAAAAAGCUGGCUGUCACACAGAUACAAGAAUUCAUUCAAAGACGUAUUGCUGAACAUCAGUCAAGUUUUCAGCCGAAUGUCAAUCGCGAUUUGAUUGACUUGCUUUUGUUGGAGGUUGAAAAGAGUAGGGAGAAUGAAGAUGGGUACUUUCAGCCAGACACGAUGUGGUCCACCAUUUUUGCUAUUUUUGUAGCUGGAGCUGAGACCACUUCUAGUUCUCUUUCUUGGUUCAUACUCUACAUGGCAAGAUUUCCAAAAAUACAGUCAAAGGUGCAUGAAGAAAUUGAUCGAGUGUUAGAGGGUAGAAGACCAACAAUGGCAGAUAAAUCACUUCUACCUUAUUUUGAAGCUUCAAUUUAUGAAAGCCAGCGUCUUGGUAAUACAGCACCUACGACACUUCCUCAUUCAAAUAAUGAAGAUUUUUAUUUAGAAGGCUACAAGAUCCCAAAAGGAACAACUAUAUCCAUCAACCAGCACAGGAUGCACACGAGCCCAAGAUAUUGGAAUGAACCGACGGAAUUCAAUCCCUCAAGAUUCUUGACCAAUGAUGGUCAGAAAGUUAAAAAACCAGAAUCAUUCAUGCCUUUCGGAAUAGGUAGAAGAGCUUGUCCAGGAGAAAGUUUGGCAAAAUCUGAGAUGUUUGUUUUUAUGACAAACUUUAUGCAGAGAUUUAAAGUUGUGAUGCCUGAUGACCAAAACCCGCCUUGCCUUGACCCUCAUGUAGGGAUUACACUUAUUCCAAAGCCAUAUCAAAUUUGUACAAUUCCAAGGAUGUAAGAUCAGUGUUUACUUUAUUGUAUAUGUAGUGUCAAUAAUUUCAUUUAAAAUUUUUUUUUUUAAUAUGGAAAUUGAAGUAAAAUUUGUUGAAUUAAUCACACGGCAGCUUGUGUUUGAAUUAAACUUAGUGAAAUUGCACUGUACCUAUAUGCUAACAUGGUAUACUAUUGAAAAGAUCAAAUACCUGAAUUAUUUAUCAGAGCAGAAAGUAUACAGUAUUACAGUAGUUGAAAUUGAAACAGAUCACAAAUCUAUUAUGUGUGGUUAAUUAUACACCCUCAAUCAAUAAUAAUAACGAAUAAUAAUAAAUAAUAAUAAUAAUAAUAAUAAUAAUAAUGAUGUUACUAAAACCUACCUUAAGGUGAAAUUAGACAAUGGGAAAUUAGAAAACAUGACAUUAUGGGGAAAAUAACAUGACUUUUAAGGGGAAUAUAACACAAAAGAUAUUUACCUGAAAUCUGAUUUAGUGAAAUAAUAAUAACAAAUAGGCCUAAUGAUAACAAAUAAUAAUAAUAAUAAUAACGAACACAACGACGAUGGGUCGGUAAUUGCUUCAUCCUUUUUGCUUAUUAGUAUCGGAAAUUUGUUGUGUAGUUUUAUUUGGAUGUAUUACCAGAAUGUGUACCAGGUUGUGUCAUGUAUCCAUGGCAUUUCGAUAAUCCGGAUAUAUAGAAGUCCUUUCUUGCCCUUUUGCAUAAUUAUGGUGUUUAUCAUGUCAGGGUUUUGCAACUUUCAGUAUGUUUUUUUAUAAAGUUUCUUUUUACUAGAUUUUAAUAUCUAUUCAUCAUCUAUUGAAUUUUGUACUUGAGUUUGUUACUGUACAUCAUUUUAAAUUUUCUUAGACCCUGUUUAUCAUGGAUCAAUUUUACAACACCAUGGAACAUUAUAUAGGCAAUAUUUGAGUCUACUUGAAGGAAUAAAUUUGUCCAGUCUAUUUCAUAAAAAUCAUGAAUAGUAUUUUGAAUCGAUUCAUCAUUAAUGAUGUAUUGAUGCAUAGUAGGAUUUUUUUUGUUGGGUUUAUGUGCAUUUUGUAAAGACCUUUCAACAUAAAAAUGAUCAGCUGUUUGAUUUGGUUUGUAAAAAUGUUACCGGCAAGGGUAGCUGAUGUAUUUGUUAUUGGAAUAGGAUUGAAUAUAAGAUGGAAAAGGAAUCGGCCGUAAUAUUUUCGAUGAAAGUUUUAACUUUAUUGUUUUUACUAUACUUUAUAAGGAAAAUAUUAAAAUCUCCAAAAGUAAAAUUUUAUUUUUAAAAAUUUAUCCUAAAAAAGAGGUUUCAUCAUAGUGGAUUAAACAUUUUCAGCAGAGAGAAUUAUAUUUGUUUUAUUUUUACUACUUAUUUAAAUACAAAAGGCAUUAAUUGUUUACUUCACAAUGUUCUACUUAAGCAUCAUUUUGUUCGGUAGCAACCCUUCACAAAUGUAAAUACCAACUCUUCCUCCCAUUUUUUUUCUUCUAUAGAAGUGGAAAUAAUAUAGACAGGCAGAUUAGGACAGUGGGACAUUUGGUUUUUGGUGACCCAAUAAUUUUAAAUUUAAUUUGUGAUCUAUUAGGUUUAGAAGCCUUAAUUCAACUUUUUUUUAAAAUUUAUUAUUCAAGUUUAUUUAUAUUUUUUUAAUUAAUGAAUGCUUAAUACACUAUAUAUAAUUUGACUGUUUAUAUAAUUAUGACUGGCGACCAUUGCUUAAAAUUUGAUUCUAAGCUUAUUUUGGUCUCCUUCCACACAAGUAUUCUGUAAUGUAUUAUUAGGCCUAUUAGUCUUAUUUCUUUUUACUAUUUUAGCUUUCUUGUUAUGUAUGUGAAUGUGUAUGGAGAAAUAAAUGAAAGAAACAAAGGAAA